Messenger RNA from Rattus norvegicus (Norway rat), 5938 nucleotides. RefSeq names its product mitogen-activated protein kinase 8 interacting protein 2 (gene Mapk8ip2). Gene Ontology annotation, cellular component: cytoplasm; postsynaptic density; neuronal cell body. Gene Ontology annotation, molecular function: MAP kinase scaffold activity; protein kinase binding; kinesin binding. Gene Ontology annotation, biological process: social behavior; nonassociative learning; dendrite morphogenesis. NCBI's taxonomy places the organism in Eukaryota, Metazoa, Chordata, Mammalia, Rodentia, Muridae. The record is from RefSeq and is marked validated.
GACAAGGUCUGAUCAGCACCCUGGAGUGGACAGCUCCCUCGGCCACCGGUUAGGCGGUCUAACGGUUUAGGAGGUCUAGCGGGUUAGUAGGUCUGGUGUGUUAGGAGGUCUGAGGGGCUUCCUGACCAACUCUGCUUUUCGAAUUUACCGGGCAUGAAUGCUGUUCCUAAGUCCUCGCCCAUCACCCCACAUGAGCCGUCCACCUCCCAGAAGCACUGCACACCGCCGUAACUAGAGGCGCACAGACCCGGGCCGCCUUGGUCCUGGCUCCUGGGUCUACCGCACCCAUUCCCCCCCGCAUCUCUUCGGCUCCUGCAGAAACCUUUGGUCUACCAGCGCCUCUGCUUCCACCUAUCCCUUCUCGCCAGUUCGUCGCCUAGAACCACGCAAGCCGCACGCCAGCUUUCCCGACCAGAAUCUCACGACCACCACUACCACCGCUACCACCACCACCUCGCAUCCCGCAUCCCACCCCCCCCCUCGGCUCGACCCCCAUUCCUCCGCCCCCACCUCAGGCCCCGCCCUGCGCCACUCCCUCCCCUCACCCCUGCGGCGCGGCUCGCUGCCGCGGUGUCCUGGCAGGGCGCUGAGGUGUGUCGCCGACGGGUGUCGCAGGGCGUGUCACGAGGUGAGUGGGGAGACAGAGGCCGCGAGCCUGAGCACCAAGGGCGCGCGGUGCUCCUCACCCCUCCCCCUCACUGCCGGCCCGCGGUUCCUGGGAAGAUGGCGGAUCGCGCGGAGAUGUUUUCUCUCUCAACCUUUCACUCGCUGUCGCCUCCGGGCUGCAGGCCUCCCCAGGACAUAAGCCUGGAAGAAUUUGAUGAUGAAGACCUAUCUGAGAUCACGGACGACUGUGGCCUGGGCCUUAGCUACGACUCCGACCACUGCGAGAAGGACAGUCUCUCCCUGGGUCGCUCAGAGCAGCCGCACCCUAUCUGUUCCUUCCAAGAUGAUUUCCAGGAGUUUGAGAUGAUCGAUGACAAUGAGGAAGAGGAAGAUGAGGAGGAGGAGGAAGAGGAGGAAGAGGAGGAAGAUGGAGACGGGGACGGCAGAGCAGGGGGAGGAUCUGGUUCACAGGAACUUUCUGGAGAAUCCCUUAUUCCCUCUCCUUCCAUAGAGGAGUCCCACAAGCUCCGACCCACCACCCUCCACCUGACUACACUUGGAGCCCAGGACUCCCUCAACAACAACAGCAAUGGAGGCUUUACCUCUGCGCCCCCAUCUUCCUGGCAGGAAACAGUGCUGCGUUCACCAGUCCAGGAGCCCCUUAAAGAGCUACCAGCCCCUCUCUUACCAGCAGAAGAGGAGCACCAUGAGGUACAGUCCCUUGCACGCCCUGGUUGUGACUGUGAAGGGAACCAGCCGCCAGAGCCACCAGCAUCAGGUGGGGCUUCCCCUUCCUCGGAUCCUGGUAUCGAGGCUGACUUGAGAAGCCACUCUAGUGGAGGCCAUGAAGGUCGGCGAAGCAGCCAGGAGCUCUCAUCACCAGGCUCGGACUCUGAGGAGGCAGGCGGCGCACGCCUAGGGCGCAUGAUCUCUUCCAUUUCUGAGACGGAGCUGGAGCUGAGCAGUGACAGUGGCAGCAGCAGCGGCCGCUCCUCACACCUCACCAACUCUAUCGAGGAGGCUUCGUCCCCAGCCUCAGAGCCUGAACCUGAGCCCGAGCCCGAGCCACUACAUGAACCUCCCCGCCGCCCUGCCUUCCUGCCUGUGGGCCAGGACGACACCAACAGCGAGUAUGAGUCCGGCUCUGAGUCUGAGCCUGAUCUGAGUGAGGAUGCUGACUCGCCCUGGCUACUCAGCAACCUGGUGAGCCGCAUGAUCUCCGAGGGCUCCUCGCCUAUUCGUUGCCCUGGCCAGUGCUUGUCUCCUCCUGCACCACGCCCGCCAGAAGAGGCUGCAUCCCAGGCCAACCCGGUACCCCAGGACUGCCCAGACCCUGAGGCAGUAGCAGGGCCCCACGUGGAGUUAGUGGACAUGGACACCCUUUGCGGGCCACCUCCGCCGGCCCCUGCAGCACCUCGGCUUGGUCCAGCGCAGUCUGGGCCCUGCCUUUUCCUUAGUAACCCAACACGUGAUACCAUCACCCCACUUUGGGCCCCACCUGGACGCACUGCUCGCCCUGGCCGCUCCUGCUCUGCUGCCUGCUCGGAGGAGGAGGAGGAGGAUGAGGAAGAGGACGAGGAGGAUGAGGAGGAUGCUGAGGACAGCGUGAUUCCCCCUGGCUCCAGGACUACAGGCUCUACUGCGCCGCUGGAUGCCUCGCUGGUGUACGAUGCGGUUAAAUACACACUAGUGGUGGAUGAGCACACGCAGCUAGAGCUGGUGAGCCUGCGGCGCUGUGCAGGCCUGGACAACGACAGUGAAGAGGACAGCAGCUGCGAGGCCAGUGAGGAAGAGGCGGGAGCUACGUUACUAGGCAGUGACCAGGUGCCAGAAGACGCCUCUCCUGACAGCCCCGACCUCACCUUCUCCAAGAAGUUCCUCAAUGUCUUUGUCAACAGCACAUCUCGAUCUUCCAGCACUGAGUCCUUCGGUCUUUUUUCCUGUGUGGUCAAUGGAGAAGAGAGAGAGCAGACACACCGGGCUGUCUUCAGGUUCAUCCCUCGACAUCCAGAUGAACUAGAGUUAGAUGUGGACGACCCGGUGUUGGUGGAAGCCGAAGAGGACGACUUUUGGUUCCGUGGCUUCAACAUGCGCACCGGCGAGCGUGGAGUGUUCCCUGCCUUCUACGCCCAUGCAGUACCUGGUCCUGCCAAGGACCUGCUGGGGAGCAAGCGGAGCCCUUGCUGGGUGGAUCGCUUCGAUGUGCAGUUCUUGGGCUCUGUGGAGGUACCAUGUCACCAGGGCAAUGGUAUCUUGUGUGCAGCCAUGCAAAAGAUUGCCACAGCCCGGAAACUAACGGUCCACCUGCGCCCUCCUGCCUCUUGUGACCUUGAGAUCUCUCUGCGGGGGGUCAAGCUGAGUCUGAGUGGAGGAGGACCUGAGUUCCAGCGUUGCAGCCACUUUUUCCAGAUGAAGAACAUCUCCUUCUGUGGCUGUCAUCCCCGAAACAGCUGCUAUUUUGGCUUCAUUACCAAACACCCGCUGCUAAGCCGCUUUGCCUGCCACGUCUUUGUGUCCCAGGAGUCUAUGAGGCCAGUGGCAAGGAGCGUGGGCCGGGCCUUCCUGGAGUACUACCAGGAGCACCUGGCAUUCGCCUGCCCCACAGAAGAUAUCUACCUGGAGUAGCACUCGCCUCCCUCAGCUCCCAUCCACACAGCUCUGAGUAUCUCAAGGCCCGCCAUGGCUUGAGCAAGGACCGGAUCGGGGACAUUUGGAACCUUACCUUGUAGGAGUCUCUGGGCUGGGAACUUUUCUCCUUUAUCCCCAGGUCAUGGCUUUCGGGAGCUGUUGGGGAGAGGAGCCUCAGCAGCCAUACUUUUCUUCCGAUGCAUCUUUUUCCUCUCUCGUCCCGUUCUUCCGACUGCCUUUCCUCUGUCUCUCGCCCCUUUCUGUGCCUGUAGACCUAGCUCUUUGCUCUCUCUUUUGGAGUUAGAACCUGAGGGAGGGGAGUAGGCUCAAGGUAACCGAUGAAGUCAGGUUUCCCCGGUGUUCCCUCCUGCCCUUCUCUUGUGAUUUAUAAAUGAAUUUUAAUUUUUAUAGUGAAUCUCAAGGGAUCAUCCCACCUUUGAUCACAGGAAGGGAUCCUAGCCCCCAACUCACAAGGAGCUCGGGAAGGAGGGGGAGGGGCUUCCAAGAGAACCUUAGGGUGACUAGGUGGUUCUUGAUGCUCACCCAAAGCCCCCAAUGCUGCUAGGAGGAGGGCACCCCCCAAAGGGUGCUCCCCACAGGUCAUCUGCUUUUGCCGCUGCUAACACCCCUGCAGUCCAGCCAGUGAGUAUCUGCCCUGCGUGCGCCACCUGCUGUGUACGUGGGCCCCGCCCACGGCAUCAAUAAACUCUGCUUGGUGUGACCCUGGCUGUUUUUAAGGUGGUGCCCAGGUGGGGUCCAGGUCUCAGGUGCUGCCUGUGGUUAUGAAAAGGGAGGACCCAGGGUGAAGGGGUAACGGGAGGGGUCUUCAGUGCUUCCUGAAGUCCUGUUGAGGGCGGAUCACUGCAUGCUAUGCUAGAGCCCUGCUGAAGGUGUUGUCUGGAGGUGCUCACAGGAUUUACUCCGAACGCACUUGAUUUCCGGCAGAGAUAGCCCAGGUCUGAAAGUACUGGCCACGGACGCUGUGUCUUUCCCAUGUGAGGUAUGGGGAGAGUUGUGGCUCAGAUCGUGGUGGUAGUGGUGAUGAUGGUGGUGGGGUGUAUGUGUGUGCGCGCGUGUGUGUGUAUGCCACGAACAACUUGAGAAAUAAUGUCUUUGGGUCUCACAAAUUGGUAUUUUUUCAAAGUCUUACACAGUAAGCCAGCAGAAAAUAAGUAACUUAAAAACAAAGCAAAAACAAAAAACUGUGCCUGUAGGGGACUUUAGAUCCUCACCAAGAUUCUUUCCUGGGGCCCCCGAAUGACUGGAACCUCGGGGGAAUGAUCCUUUGACAGUAGGUGGCCCCUGACCUUAGGCAGCACCACAGAAAGAGAACAGGUGAUGGCUGUGAGUCACACAGUGAACAAAGGAAUGAUUUGACAGUUUGCUACAUAAAAAUAAAAAACAUCUUCUUAGCCUGGUGUGGUAGCACACAUUUAACAGAAGAACAUUGGAGGCUGAGACAGGAUGGCUGUGACCUUAAGGCCAACCUAGGCUCUAUGAUGUGAUCCUCCCCCUCCCACUCCAGAAUAGUAACUAUAAAAAUCAUCUUUACUUAAAGGUCUCUUCAGUGUGCCAACAAACAAAAAUAUUCACGAUAUGUGCGAAUAUCAGGGACGAAGACCAGUUGCUGUGGAGUUGUCAUUUUUUAGCUCAUGUGCCAGGGACAUCCCAAGUGUCCAGGAGAAUCUGUAAAUAUCUUUCUGCUACUUAGCAGAGGCCGGAAAGAGGCAGGCAGCCACUUGGGGGCAGCAUGAAACCCGCACCCCUGUGCUGGGUGGUGGAGGCAUGGCCUCCAGGCCUACACAGCUCAGCAGCAGAGACCGCCCCACCUCCAGAUACGUAUCCUUUCUGCCCUGUGUCCCUUCCAGGGCCCAGGCUUCCUCCCCUGACCCUCUCUGUCUCUUUGGCUUUUCAGAUGGUUAGCAUUUUUCCUCCUGCCUGGCAAUUAGGACAGCUGUGGGACAUGCUUGGUGGCCUUUCCUUGCUGCUUUCUUCCUACCUCUCUGGUUGCCCCACAAGCCCUGUCCUGUCCUUACUGGCUUCAAGGCAGGCAAGCAUAGGGAAUAGCUUAGUAACUUGGGACUCCACUUAGUCUGGGCUACACCCCUCUUCUGGCAUCCUUACCUGCAUGCACAUGCACAUAACACCCCUCUCCAGUGUGCCUAGCAAACCUGUUGGCAACCUAGGACUCCCACCUGCACUGAGAUGCACAAGAUUCCACUCUGGAAAGUGGGAUGAGUUUCUCUUCCUCUUAAGGAUUUACUACACUUUAGAUCUUAUUCAGUCAUAUUGCAGUUAUGUCCAGAAUCAGAACAGGGAGACUGGCUUGGUGUGAACUGGACUGGGGUGCAUUGUGCAUUAAGGCAAAAUGUUCUGUAGGCAAACUUUUAGGGGAGAAUUCCCUAUUUACCACUUUACACCUAUGAGUAGUUGGACGUGCAUAUGAUUAAAACAAGAUGCGUUACGGGAAGAGACCUGUGCACUGGACGGAGGGCUUCUGUAUUCCAAGCCUGCCCCUCAAAAUAGAGAACCACCCAAACUCUGCCAACAGUGUCUCCUCCUUCCUCUGCUCUCCAUAGAAGAAGCCUCCAGGCAUCAACCUGGAGUCCGUGCGCAUCUUCACUCAUACGGCCCCGGUCACUCGUGAUAUCAUAGUUGACCUGUACUAUCGCUUUGCUUUGAAUAAAACUAACCUGGCUCAUGA